Naumovozyma castellii is the source of this 966-nucleotide messenger RNA. RefSeq names its product 21S rRNA (uridine2791-2'-O) methyltransferase (gene MRM2). The coding region runs from base 1 to 966 and encodes 321 amino acids. Lineage: Eukaryota; Fungi; Ascomycota; Saccharomycetes; Saccharomycetales; Saccharomycetaceae. The record is from RefSeq and is a predicted model, not a curated record. The transcript has a single exon.
AUGUUCCCCAUAUCAAUUGCAUCCCAUGGCCUGCCGAAUUCGCCUCUCCUACCACUCCUCAUUAAAUUACAAGUACGAUUCAAUUCCAACUCCAAGUCAAGAUGGCUAGACAGACAAUGGUCCGAUCCAUACACUAGGGAAGCCAAGAUAAACAACUUUCGAUCACGGGCUGCCUUCAAACUAACUGAAAUAGAUGACAAGUUCCAUAUCUUCAACAAAUCCAAGAUACAAAGAGUGCUUGAUCUAGGAUUCGCUCCUGGCGCAUGGUCACAAGUCGCAAGAGAAAGAACUAGUAAGGAAUCCAUGAUCUUGGGGGUGGAUAUAUUGCCCUGUGACCCACCUCAUGGUGUCAGCGCCAUUCAAGCUAAUAUCUUGUCCAAGAAGACCCAAAUGUUGAUCCGAUUAUAUUUCACUAGGCAUUUUAAAUUGAAUAGAAUCGAUAAAUUACAUAAGAAUCACGGUUAUUUGUAUGAGAUGUGGGAGGAAGAACUAUUGCACUCAAAGGAUACAGAAACUUAUAAGGAAAUUUUUUCCUCUAUAUCACCGAAUUCUUCAUCAGAGGAUGAGUAUAAAAAAAUGGAAAAAUUCCCCAUUGAUCUCAUUAUUAGCGAUAUGUAUGCACCUUGGCCUCAAAGCUUGAUUCAUAACACGAAUAAAUUUACUAAUGAUGCUUAUUAUAGGAUGGCGAAUACCUCCGGUUUGACCGUGAGAGAUCAUCAACACUCCAUCGAUCUAUGUGAUGCGGCGUUGGUCACUGCCUUGGAUUUGUUGAGACCUAAGGGUUCAUUUGUUUGCAAAUUAUUCACUGGUGUGGAAGAUAAAUUAUUUGAAAAAAGAGUCAAGAUGGUCUUCAAGAAAACCAUUAGAUUUAAACCGAAAUCAUCGAGAAAUGAGUCGAAAGAGGUUUACAUUAUUGGGAUGGAUAAGAAGGAGGACAUAGAUAAGGUCGAAGUAUUUACAACAUAA